Messenger RNA from Morchella importuna, 891 nucleotides. RefSeq lists its product as uncharacterized. NCBI's taxonomy places the organism in Eukaryota, Fungi, Ascomycota, Pezizomycetes, Pezizales, Morchellaceae. The transcript has a single exon. The record is from RefSeq and is a predicted model, not a curated record. The coding region runs from base 1 to 891 and encodes 296 amino acids.
AUGGCACAACUAACAAUAGGCCAAGUCCAUAACUCAUACCUGCAGGCCGACAUUACGGCCCUCAGCGAGAAAGUGGGAGAACUCAGCAGUCAUUUCGAAAAGCUUCCUAAAGCCACAACAAAGCUCACCCCGAAAGGCUCCGACACAACCCGUAUCCGUACCACCAUCCACACAUGUGCCGGCCUCAUCAACAACCUCCUCUACUCGAGCAUCGACCAUUGGAUGACGCUCAAGGCGGUAGCGAUACCACAUAUGAACGCCGCGGAGAAGCUCACUCUUGACAACCAUUUAUCCGACACCACUUCGCUCAAACAGCAGUACCAUCAGUUGUGUGUGGAGAUUAACCCCUUCUUGGCCACCUACGACGAGGCGCUUACUGUCCCGGGUGAGGGAAAGGAUGAAGCUGAAGAGCAAGAGGAAGGUUGGCUCAAGUUAUCAGAGCAUCGACUAGUGCAUUACCGCGAGGAGGUGGAUAUUCUAGAUGAGCUUGUUGAUGACCUUGAAGAUAUGGCGGUAGAUUUCAAGGUCGCACUAGAGGACACCGAGGACGUCUCUUCCGAAGAGGACGAACCGAUGUUUGACUUUGGGCGUGAAGAGAGUCUGCCAAGGGUGAUAAUAGGAAGAAAAAACGAGGACCAAAGGGUCGCCACUGGGGAACAUAGAAAGGAGAUCAGGGAGUGCGUUGCAGCGGUGGACGGGUGCCUGUCGCGAGUGAAGUAUUGGGACUUGAUGAGUAGCGCGGAGUUGCUCAGUGAGCAAAGUGAGGAGGAGUUGCAGGAGGAGAUGAAGGAAGUCGCGGAGAGAUCAGAGGGCGUAGAGAGGAGGUUUAGCGCGCUUUGUCGGGAUCUGGAGGCGGGUAUGAGCGUUUGUGGCGAUAGUUUAAGGGGAUGA